Molecule: messenger RNA, 864 nt
Organism: Cherax quadricarinatus
Lineage: Eukaryota; Metazoa; Arthropoda; Malacostraca; Decapoda; Parastacidae
Product: neurotrophin 1-like
Biological process (GO): central nervous system formation; innate immune response
Cellular component (GO): extracellular region
Molecular function (GO): Toll binding; growth factor activity
Source: RefSeq, a predicted model, not a curated record
AGUCACGAACGGUCUGCCUGAAGACAUGACGAUGAGAUCUCUGUUAAUACUCUCAGCCUUAACUGUGGCCAUGGCUGAAGUGACAUCCCACGUUACCUCUCAUGUCAGCUAUGCGGGAGCCAGACAUCCUCGCCCUCCAACUUAUCCCUCGCACCCUACCUAUCAUCCACACUCUGAUUAUCCUACACCCACCUGCGCCGCCAAUACCAAGAGGCCCUGGUGCUUGGAGGACUCAGAGUACCCAACUUAUGAGAUCAAAGCAGCUAUUACAGCUCACUUACCAAAGUUUCUUAGCCUCUAUGCUGACGUGGCUGAUCUUAACACCGAACUCUCGGUUGAUCAUCUGAAGACCCUGGAGGAUGAAACAUACCUCUGUCCCUCAGAGACCGCCUACGUCAGGCCUCUGCGAGCCCAGAACACCGAAGGCAAGUGGCGCGUCAUCGUUAAUAACAUCAAGAUUGAUUAUAAGACCUACACUCAGACGACCCGAACUGAGGAGUGCCUGAAGCCUGGCGACUCCUGCCCUCUGGUGCCAGUGUGCUACGAGUCCAAGUGUCUGCAGAAGUCUAUCUACCACCGCUUCCUCGUCUACGAUCCCUAUGAUCAGUACUUUCCCUUCGCCAUCGAGACAUUCAAGCUGCCCGCCAGCUGCAACUGUCUUCUGGGAGCCUUCAUUAUCCGCAAAUAAAACCUGCCAUAAGACUUAUCACUAUCAACAAAAGAAUAUGAAGCUUGUGUCAAAAAAUUCCCUAUAAAUCCUGAAUCUUUUACCCUCUGUACAACUAAAAUGAACCACUGAUGGUAUCCGGUGUAAGUCACCAUCCCUGGUACAACGUAUCAGUGGUAGAGGUAAAGAAAGCAGUU